AUGUCUAUAACCGAGGGGCCUGUUAAUGUUCACAAGAAGGGACUAACUUCGGCAGUUUAUGAUGUCCAUGGACGCCGUAUAGUUACUGGUGGAUCAGAUGGGAAAAUCAAAAUCUUCGAGUCACUUGAUGACGCUUGUCCAGUGGAACACAUCGUUGGAGAAAAAAUCAAUGCUAUUGCUUGCCGAUAUGAAAACGUCAUUGUUGCUACUGAGGGAACUUACGUCCACAUUCUUCAGAUGGAAGAUGGUCUUCCUGAUGGUGUGGCUACCCGUUUUACUGCAGAAGUCAACCAUUUAGCCAUGAACAAAGACCUUAGUAAGAUAGCUCUAUGCAGUAGUGAUUUCUCAGUCAAGGUUGUGGAUCUUUCCGGUCAUGAUAAUGACCGGGAAUUGGUUUUCAAGGGACAUCAAGGAGCUGUUCUGAGUGUGGCUUUUGAUCCUCUCGAUGUAUUCGUAGCCUCUGCUUCAUGCGAUGGCAGUGUCCGUCUCUGGGAUUUAAUAAUUGGGGAGGAAAAAAAGUGCAUUUAUACACUUGCGAAAUGUAAUGAUCCUCUCUUUGCUCCAAGUUCCUGUAGAUUAUGCUGGGAGAGCACAGUUGGGAAGUUUUUACUCGUGCCGGUUGAUAAAGAAAUCAAAAUGUUUGAACGAGUGUGCUGGAGUUUGCUUUGCUCCCUAUCCUGCCCUUCAGUCACUCGUGCAUACAAUAUAUGCGCUUCUUCACGGGAUGGCAAUCUUAUUUCAGGUGGAUCAUUAGAUGGGUGGAUUAUUGUUUGGCGUGUUGAAGACAGACAAGCAAUUCAUCGUAUUCGUGAUCCGUCUCAUAGUCGGAUUUGUAGCUUAUUUUGGCAUCCUCUUGACAAAAAUCUUCUAUUCGCGAACGAAAAUGGAUCUGUGGGACUUGUUCACUCUCCAGACCAUCAGCCUUCUAGAGAUUCAUUGUCUCCAAAUAGAAUAGCUCAGUUAAUGGGUUGUGAUGAAGAUGGUGAUACUGCCGAUCUUUUAAGUGCUGCUGCAGCUCAGGCGGAAUCUAGCAGACUUUUAGGUGACGACGAUGUCAUCCCCCACUCAAACGAGGAUGAUAGUAAUUCUGAUUCCAUUGAUCUAUCUCGAAUCAAGUCCGAUUACAUGUCACUCAAUGAUGAAGCUGAGGUGAAACAAACCCCUGCAAAAAUAGAAACCAAAGCUACUGUUCUUACUACAGAAGAUAAUAUAUGUCCAAAAAAGGAUAACGUCACAAUACGACCUUUGCAGAAGGCUUUCCAGUCAGGUGCAACACCACUUGGUUUUCGCGAACGUUUCAUGGUAUGGAAUAGAAUCGGUAUCGUGACACAGUUCAGGGAUACUGCUGAAUAUCAGUCAGAGGAUGAUGCAUCGAAUCAGUUUUCUGGAGGAAGUAUAGAAGUAGAAUUUCAUGAUAAUAGUUUACAUCAUAGUUUGCGGUUAUCCAAUAGUUCGGGUUAUUCUAUGGCGGAUCUAAGUUUAACUGCCUUGUUGCUAGCAUCUAAAGUAUGUUGUUCACUUAGGGAUGGAUUUCAUUAUUAUCAUUAUUAUUUCUGA
Molecule: messenger RNA, 1557 nt
Organism: Schistosoma intercalatum
Lineage: Eukaryota; Metazoa; Platyhelminthes; Trematoda; Strigeidida; Schistosomatidae
Source: the annotation of a GenBank genome assembly